This is a messenger RNA of Lethenteron reissneri (Far Eastern brook lamprey), 5744 nucleotides long. RefSeq names its product glutaminase kidney isoform, mitochondrial-like. Gene Ontology annotation, molecular function: protein binding; glutaminase activity. The record is from RefSeq and is a predicted model, not a curated record. Gene Ontology annotation, biological process: L-glutamine catabolic process. NCBI's taxonomy places the organism in Eukaryota, Metazoa, Chordata, Hyperoartia, Petromyzontiformes, Petromyzontidae.
CACACGUGGCGGCCAACCCCAGCACCGUUAUAUCGUUGCUGCUGCUACUGCUGCAGCUUCUGACACCGUCACCGCCACGUGUUUCCCUUCCCUCCACAUCGCUUGAUCUCAUCUCGCGGCAGACAUCAGGGACGAUUGCAGCAGCAUAAAGCGACGACAGCACAACGCGGCGGGGGCAGCAGCAAGCCGGAGUUACAUUGGACAGCACGCGGCACAAUGCAGACCGCUUCGGGCAUUUCGCGCCGGCCAGCGCUGGGCAAGCAGCUGCUGCGGUCCAUGUCGCAGACCCUGGGUCCCGGCUGUGGUCGGGCGGCAGUCGGCCUCGGGUUGGGGAGGUUCUCGUGCCGACGCAGCGUGGCCACGAGCCCGCGGCUGGAGCUCGGCAAGCCCGAGCCGUCGCCUCUGAGCCUCGCAACGCAGCAUCCCAGCUCGGCAGCACGGCCACGCGAGACGAAGAGGGGAACACGUCUUUUGCCCAAGCUGGAAGACCUGCUGUUCGACACCAUCGCAGAGGGACAGGACAAGAUACCCAUCGUGAAGUUCAUCACCGCCCUCAAGGCCACCGGGCUGCGUCCGUCGGACCCGCGCCUGCGAGACUCCAUGACGACGCUGCGCAAAGCGGUGAAGACGGCGUCCGAAGGGGUCACCCUGGACAAGGAGCUCUUCCGGAGGUGCGUGGGCAGCAACAUCGUGCUGCUCACGCAGGCGUUCCGCCGCAAGUUCGUCAUCCCCGACUUUGAGAACUUCACGGCGCAGGUGGACAACAUCCACGAGAACGCGCGGGCGCUCACCUGGGGCAAGGUUGCUGACUAUAUUCCACAACUUGCAAAGUUCAGCAAGGACCUUUGGGGUGUCUCCAUCUGCACUGUGGAUGGGCAGAGGCACUCGGCGGGCGACACAAAGUUGCCCUUCUGCCUGCAGUCGUGCGUGAAGCCUCUCGUCUACUCUGUGGCUGCCAACGAGCUGGGCACGCAGCACGUGCACCGAUACGUGGGCAAGGAGCCGAGCGGACUGCGCUUCAACACCCUCUCGCUCAACGAGGACAACAAACCCCACAACCCCAUGGUCAACUCGGGCUCCAUCGUCAUCACGUCCCUCAUCAAGCAAGGAGCCAGCACAGCAGAGAAGUUUGACUACGUAACAGAGAACCUGGCCAGGAUGGCCGGACACGAAUACAUUGGCUUCAGCAAUGCCACAUUCCAGUCCGAGAGGCAGACUGGGGACCGCAACUUCGCCAUCGGCUACUAUUUAAGGGAGAUGCAGUGCUUUCCUGACAACACCGAUCUGACUGCCACCUUGGAUCUCUACUUCCAGCUGUGCUCCAUCGAGGUGACGUGCGAGUCGGGCUCCGUGAUGGCCGCCACGCUGGCCAACGGCGGCAUCUGCCCCAUCACGGGCGAGCGGCUGCUGAGCCCGGAGGCCGUGCGCAACACGCUGAGCCUCAUGCACUCGUGCGGCAUGUACGACUUCUCCGGCCAGUUCGCCUUCCACGUGGGGCUCCCGGCGAAGUCGGGCGUGGGAGGGGGCAUUCUCCUGGUGGUCCCCAACGUCAUGGGCAUCAUGUGCUGGUCCCCGCCGCUCGACAAACUCGGCAACAGCGUCCGGGGCAUCCACUUUAGCCAGGAGCUCGUGUCAAUGUUCAACUUCCACAACUACGACGACCUCAGGCACUUUGACAAGAAGCUGGACCCACGACGCGAGGGUAGGGAAGCUCAGGCUAAAACGGUGGUGAACGUCCUCUUCGCUGCCUACAGCGGGGAUGUGUCGGCGCUUCGAAGAUACGCCCUCUCGGCGAUGGACAUGGAGCACAGGGACUACGACUACAGGACGGCGCUGCACGUGGCGGCAGCAGAGGGGCACUUGGACGUGGUGCGGUUUCUCUUGGAGUGCUGCAACGUGAGUCCCACGCCCAGAGACAGGUGGGGUAACACGCCGAUGGCCGACGCCGUGCUCUUCGGACACUCGGAGGUGGCGCAGCUGCUCCGGGAGUACGAGCUCAAGUACGAGCUCGAGGAGAGCGUCGCCGACAAGGCCCGGGCCUUGCAGGGGAACCCACAGGACAUGGCCUAGCAGCUCCCGACCGCGAACGCUCGCGCAGAGCGAGGGGGUCCCUCGGGCCGACCGGGCCGCACUUGAGCUCCGCCUCCGACAAGAGACGGCUCGGGCUCAAUGUGGAAGCUCUGAGGCUGAGCAAGAGGGUGCCUGGGCUGUGAAUGUGGCCAUCAGACUGUGCUGAUGUCCAAGUUGUGGGCCCCCCUCCGGGCUGGGGCGGGUGGCUGUCAGUGUUAACGAGAAGGCUUGGUGCCGUGAUACGUCGAUGGAUGUUCGUCAUCGUCCGAGUGUGCAGUCUGUGAAGCGUAAUCUUAGGACUUUGCAAUUUUAAGCUUCCGUUGCAAAUGUGAAUUUCACUCCGACAGGCAUCCUGGGUUAAGAACAAGUAGCACACUAUAGGAUAAGUAUCAGGAACAUGGCUUGUCAUUAGGGGCAAGUGGCCCCACAGUAAUAUAUAUUAAAACAACUUUAGGAAUACCUAUCUGCACGUUAAUGUGCUAGUGGCACGUUAACGUUUUUGCACGAGAUAAAAUAACAUUUCGCAAAGGGGGGGUGGCUGCUCGCAAUUGGAAACUAAAACGACUGCGUAGCAGCUCCGCGGUGAGCAAGCGUGCGAAGCGAUCGUGAAGGACUGCUGCUGCUGCUACUGCUGCUGCUGCAGCUGCUGUUGCUGCAGCUGCUGCUACUGCUGCUGCAGGGCUGGCCCCUAGCAGCUGCCGUGCAGCGACGACGCUGGGCUCGGCAGCAGAGGUUGCAAACGGGUUUUGAUCCCUUACCCGUACCCGGCCGCACCAGGGUCGCAAAUGGGUACCCGUACCGGCCGGGUAUGGGUAGCCGUUCCCUACCCGUACCCUACCCUACCCGAAAUGAGUGACAAACGGCUACUCACCAGUGACUCACGGCUUACCCGUACCCGGCCGCACCAAGGUCGCAAACGGCUACCCGUACCCGGCCGGGUAUGGGUAGCCGGGUAUCGGGUAGGGUACGGGUAUCGGGUACCCGGUUGCGACCUCUGCUCGGCAGUCACAGGGCCAGGCCUGGCAGUCACAUGGCCAGGCCUGGCAGUCACAUGGCCAGGCCUGGCAGUCACAUGGCCAGGCCUGGCAGUCACAUGGCCAGGCCUGGCAGUCACAGGGCCAGGCCUGGCAGUCACAUGGCCAGGCCUGGCAGUCACAUGGCCAGGCCUGGCAGUCACAUGGCCAGGCCUGGCAGUCACAUGGCCAGGCCUGGCAGUCACAUGGCCAGGCCUGGCAGUGAGUGAAGGAGCCCGGGAGAGUCGGGGGCCCCUUCACUGCUGUGCCCUGCUGCAGCCACUACACCCCUUCCCCCAUAUCCCCCCAACUCUAUAGGCUGCCGUACAGCAACAGCUGUGGGCUCGCUAUUUUGGUUUCUUGUCGACCAGAGGAUUGACAAGGUGCAGGUGCACUCCGUGUGUGUGUGUGUCGUGGAGCCAGUCGUCUUUUGGUCAAGUAAAACAAAAACUGCUGAUUUCUUUCAGAGUCCACUGUUGUAAAUUGAGUUUCAGUUCUUCCUCACAUGCACUUGUUUUUACUCAUGAGUACUUAAGGACAUAAGAUAUAGUUAUGUAUAUACUGUACAUGAGUUAUUGUACAAAUGUUUUUAAUCACGUGUUUGUGUGAGCGGUUGGGCUAUGCAUGACGUAGCUAAACAUCCAGAUUUCAAGAGCCUUAUAGCCGAGCAAUUAAAAUUUUACUCUUUAAUACGAUUAAGGCCUUAGAUUACAUGCUAGUCACUUUUACCAAAGUCCAAAACCCAUUGGACACCUUUGGGCCCAGUGUUCCUGUGAGGCGGAUGGUGAGAAAAACCAAUGUCCUUGUUUAAGGUCCACUCAGAUUUCAACCAAAUUUGAAUUUGAUUUGAUUCAAUCAAUCUCAAGGUUUAGCAGUCAUCAAAGCCGAUGUAUUUGUUGUCACCUAUACCUUGCCAUCGCUUCUUUACUUCUGACAGAUCACACAGAUGUUACAAAGUCAACAGCCAAUUUCCAUGGUCCACUAUUAUUCUCAUGCCAUUUGGCUUGCAUUUUUCUUUUUGGGUUUCUGACAACUGGCUAUCCACUCCAGUGUCUGUAUCAGUAAUCGCCCUCCGCUGUCCAACAAUAUUACAAUGGUGGCAUUUUGUUUCAGAGUGUGUAUGCAUAGUUUCGUGCACUCACACUUGCAAAGAGUCAUCGGUUGAUUUCUUGCAGCUACCCUGUACAUUUUGCAGUGAAUGUUUGAAGCUUGGCUAAAUCUAUUACGUCUUGAUUUGAAGCUUUCGUGGCUGCAGAAAUCCAUACCCUCUGGUUCUUUUGGUAAAGUCACGUGGGUAGAAAAAAUAACAAAAGAAAACACGACGUUUCGGUCGCAACACAAGCGUCCGUCUUCAGGUGAAGGGUCCAUCUUCAGGUGAACACAAGUCUUCAGGUGAAGACGGACGCUUGUGUUGCGACUGAAACGUCUACGUGACUUUACCGAAAGAACCAGAGAGUAUAAAUCUAUUACUUCAAUACGUAUUUUUCUAAUUAUCGGAUGUAUUACUCCAUUAAUCAGUCAGCCCUGUGUCACGUGUACCGCUGGAAGGGAGGUGAUGAGCGCGUGCCUGGCGAGGAUCAUCUGAAUAAUGAGCCGUGCUGGGUGUGGCUUGUCGGGGGUUUCCCACCUUCAGGAGGCAGGAUGUUGGGGGUGGCCGCCAUUUUGAAAGGGGUCCAAGUAAUCGACGACAGAAAAGCAGUGCAUCACACUUCUUAUUUUCUGAAUACGUUUUUAUCAUUAAAUCGUCACAGCCCAAGGGGUUGCAAUCAACUGCCACCUUGUAUAAGUAUAUGGGUUUAUUGUGUUGGAAAUUUGUUCAAACCAUAAUAAGAUGGCCAUGAAAAUAUGUAAAGAAAAAAAACUGUAAUCCUUGAAUUCUGACAAGAGUUUUGACAUCGCUGCGAGUGAUGGCCUUGAUGGUAAAACUAGAGACUUGAUAUAUUUCUCAUGACGAGACCUAAAAACUAGAAAUUAGUGUUCUGAAGCACAUAACGCCUUAAUGUAUUUCAUCUUUAAUUGUUGUUAGGGUGGACAUUUUUCCCAUUUUAGUUUUGGAAAUUACACCUGGGGGUUGUGUGCAAGGGUUCCUCGGAACAUUUCUCAGUCGGGCAGCACAAUCGCCGGAGAAACAAAACCUUCUGAUGUAACGCAGCUGCUGUGCAUGUUGCUUGCCUGCAUCUGGGUCCGUCUCCAGGACCUCCACAGAUUGUAGCAGAUCGAUACUGGGCGAGCAAUUGGCUAACUUCCCUGUGGCAGAUGCCACGCCAUUUUCUGUGGCCAUAACGUUGCAUGAUGCAUUCGUUUUUUUUGGCACAAAUUAUUUACUCUUUAGGGUAUUUUCUUAAAAUUUUACUCCAAGCCUUGGGUGUCCUACUCUUGAAAACUAUUCUCUACACAUCUUGUGCCGGGUGUAAGCCACGUGUACAUAUUGCAUUUUGUUCCGAAGGUGAACACUGCUUUAUUUAAGGGAUGGUUACUUUCUGUACCAUGUUUUGUAUGUUGUUGAGUGUAAGAUGUGGAUGAAGCACACCAUCAAGGUGCUGCCUGCACUUCUGGCUGUGUUGGACUUGAAGCACAUUUUCAAUGAAGCAUUUUUUUGUUUGCCAAGUGCUGUUUGUGUGUUGUUUUCCCAGCGUGAAUUAAAGCACAUUUCUUCAUUGG